UGCACAGCCCUCCCCGGCGGGGACUCGUCUGCCGCCUGCGGGGCGGGCGGCGGUGACAGCGCGCCGGCGAGGCCGGGGAGCGCGGAGCGCCGCCGCCGAAGACCAUGAGGAAAUUCAACAUCAGGAAGGUGCUGGACGGCCUAACGGCGGUCUCCUCCGCUGCCUCGGCAUCGUCCGCCUCGCAGCAGCAGCAGGCGGGGAACCGGGAGACCGAAAUCCAGGAGACGCUUCAGUCCGAGCACUUCCAGCUCUGCAAGACUGUACGCCAUGGUUUCCCUUAUCAACCUUCUGCCUUGGCAUUUGAUCCAGUUCAGAAAAUACUGGCCAUCGGGACUCAGACUGGAGCACUAAGGCUCUUUGGUCGGCCAGGAGUUGAAUGCUACUGCCAACAUGACAGUGGAGCUGCAGUAAUUCAGCUUCAGUUCCUGAUUAAUGAGGGAGCUCUUGUGAGUGCCUUGGCUGAUGAUACCUUACACCUGUGGAACUUACGUCAGAAGAGACCUGCUAUACUUCAUUCACUCAAAUUUAACAGAGAACGGAUAACUUUUUGUCAUCUGCCUUUCCAAAGUAAAUGGCUGUAUGUGGGCACCGAAAGAGGAAACAUUCACAUCGUCAAUGUGGAAUCAUUUACUCUCUCAGGCUAUGUCAUCAUGUGGAAUAAAGCCAUUGAACUGUCAUCCAAAUCUCACCCAGGACCUAUUGUGCACAUUAGUGACAAUCCAAUGGAUGAAGGAAAGCUUCUGAUUGGCUUUGAAUCUGGAACAGUGGUGUUAUGGGACCUGAAAUCAAAGAAGGCAGAUUACAGAUACACACAUGAUGAGGCAAUCCACUCUGUGGCUUGGCAUCAUGAAGGAAAACAAUUCAUUUGUAGUCACUCAGAUGGUACCUUGACAAUAUGGAAUGUAAAAUCUCCUACAAAGCCAUUCCAGACAAUCACUCCACAUGGAAAGCAGCUGAAGGAUGGAAAGAAGCCAGAACCCUGUAAACCUAUCCUUAAGGUGGAAUAUAAAACAACUAGAGCUGGGGAGCCUUUCAUCAUUCUGUCAGGAGGCUUGUCAUAUGACACUGUAGGAAGAAGGCCCUGUUUAACAGUUAUGCAUGGGAAAAGUACUGCUGUGUUAGAGAUGGAUUAUUCUAUUGUUGAUUUUCUAACUCUCUGUGAAACACCGUAUCCUAAUGACUUUCAAGAACCAUAUGCUGUAGUUGUUCUCCUAGAAAAGGACUUAGUGCUGAUUGACCUUGCACAAAAUGGGUACCCUAUAUUUGAGAAUCCCUAUCCUUUGACUAUACAUGAAUCUCCGGUUACCUGUUGUGAAUAUUUUGCUGAUUGUCCUGUGGACCUCAUACCUGCACUCUAUUCAGUUGGUGCUCGACAGAAGCGUCAAGGUUACAGUAAGAAGGAAUGGCCCAUCAGUGGAGGCAACUGGGGUUUGAUCACUCAGAGCUACCCAGAGAUAAUUAUUACAGGGCAUGCUGAUGGGUCACUCAAGUUUUGGGAUGCCUCAGCAAUAACGCUGCAAGUACUCUAUAAGCUAAAAACAGCCAAAGUAUUUGAAAAAUCACGGAAUAAAGACGACAGGCCAAACACAGAUAUAGUGGAUGAAGAUCCAUAUGCUAUUCAGAUCAUCUCAUGGUGUCCAGAAAGUAGAAUGCUGUGCAUAGCUGGAGUUUCUGCACAUGUCAUUAUUUACAGGUUCAGCAAGCAGGAAGUGACAACAGAAGUCAUUCCGAUGCUGGAAGUCCGUCUGUUGUAUGAAAUAAAUGAUGUGGAAUCUCCAGAUGGUGAGCAGGUGCCACCUUUACCAACUCCAGGCACAGGUUCCAAUCCUCAAUCCAUUGUUCCCCAGUCUCAUCCAUCCACUAGUAGCAGUUCAUCUGAUGGACUUCGUGAUAAUGUCCCAUGUUUAAAAGUUAAAAAUUCUCCUCUCAAGCAGUCUCCAGGCUACCAAAUUGAGCUAGUUAUCCAGCUAGUGUGGGUGAGUGGAGAACCUCCUCAACAGAUAACCAGCUUAGCAGUCAACUCGGCGUACGGCUUAGUAGUUUUUGGAAACUGUAAUGGUAUUGCCAUGGUCGAUUACCUCCAGAAGACAGUGCUCUUGAAUCUAGGCACUAUUGAACUGUAUGGCUCCAAUGAUCCUUACCGCAGGGAGCCACGCUCUCCCCGAAAAUCCCGGCAACCGUCUGGAGCAGGUCUUUGUGAUAUUAAUGAAGGUACAACGGUGCCAGAAGACCGCUGCAAAUCACCCACUUCAGGUUCUGGUUCACCAAACAAUUCUGAUGAUGAUCAAAAAAUGAAUAAUUUUAUAGAAAAGGUGAAGACCAAAAGCAGAAAUUUUUCCAAGAUGGUAGCCAAUGACAUAGCAAAGAUGUCCAGGAAGCUAAGUUUGCCAACUGAGUUAAAGCCUGAUUUAGAUGUCAAAGACAACUCUUUCAGUCGAUCCCGGAGUUCUAGUGUAACUAGCAUUGAUAAAGAGUCACGUGAGGCAAUUUCAGCUCUCCAUUUCUGUGAGACUUUCACAAGAAAGAAUGAUACAUCACCUUCCCCUUGCCUGUGGGUUGGGACCACGCUGGGUACAGUGCUUGUUAUUGUACUGAACUUACCCCCAGGAGGAGAACAAAGACUUCUUCAGCCAGUAAUUGUUUCUCCUAGUGGAACCAUCCUGAGGCUAAAAGGGGCAAUCUUGAGAAUGGCUUUUCUGGAUACAACAGGAUCUUUGGUCCCACCAGCACAUGAGCCCUGGAGAGAACACAAUGUUCCUGAAGAUAAAGAUGAAAAAGAUAAAUCGAAAAAGCGACGACCUGUCUCAGUGUCCCCCUCUUCCUCUCAGGAAAUAAGUGAAAACCAAUAUGCAGUGAUAUGUUCAGAAAAGCAAGCAAAAGUUAUCUCACUGCCAUCCCAGAACUGUAUUUAUAAACAAAACAUAACAGAGACUUCUUUUGUUCUUCGUGGAGACAUAGUAUCAUUGAGUAACAGUAUCUGCCUUGCAUGUUUCUGUGCCAAUGGACAUAUUAUGACUUUUAGUUUGCCAAGUUUAAGGCCAUUGCUGGAUGUAUAUUACCUGCCACUCACCAAUAUGCGGAUAGCCAGAACAUUCUGCUUCACCAAUAAUGGACAAGCACUCUAUCUUGUAUCACCAACGGAAAUACAGAGGCUCACCUACAGUCAAGAAACAUGUGAAAAUCUUCAGGAAAUGUUGGGUGAGCUCUUCACUCCUGUAGAAACACCAGAAGCACCAAACAGAGGGUUCUUUAAAGGCCUGUUUGGAGGUGGGGCACAGUCACUCGACAGAGAAGAACUCUUUGGAGAAUCAGCAGCUGGGAAGGCAUCAAGGAGUCUUGCCCAGCAUAUUCCAGGGCCUGGGGGUAUUGAAGGUGUCAAAGGAGCAGCAUCUGGUGUAGUUGGUGAACUAGCACGAGCCCGGUUGGCACUAGAUGAAAGAGGACAGAAACUAGGAGAACUGGAAGAGAAAACUGCAGCUAUGCUUUACAGUGCUGAUUCUUUCUCUAAACAUGCUCAUGAGAUGAUGUUGAAGUACAAAGACAAGAAGUGGUACCAAUUCUGAUGAGCUCAUCAAUUACAUCUGUUUAAUUUUGUCCUGAUGGAAAAAUCUUGGGUUUUCAUUAAUUUUGGCAGGACCAUUGAAAAUUAAAGGAGUAUUCAUCAUUGGAUACUGUGUUUCCUAGCACAAAUCACACACUGUUUUACCUCAGUCGUGGCAUUAACUGAGGAGCUUUAUAUUUAAAAGAAACACACACAAAAAGCAAACUUGAGUGUUUCUUAUUCUUGAGUGAUUAGCUGAGAGUUGGAAUAGAGAAGGUAACCAGAACAUGUGGAAAAGAGGGUAAAAGUUAAAAUGUAGUGUGAGAUGGGCAGGGGCAAUGCAGGGUCAAUCCUGUGUUAAUAUUUCAUAUGCCAAAAGUUUUUGUGCUAUUGUAAUUGCUGCCAGUGUUAUACCCUCCUGUGAGGAGAGGCAAUAAAUCGGGGGUCCAAGAGCUGGAAUAAAGUUGUUUGUCUUGCUGGAAGGUAGCUGACUUACACUUACCCUCUCUAGGACUCACUAUAUUUACCAUUAUUGCUGAGGAAGAGUUUGCUGUCACUUCUUUCGUCAGGAAAGCUGGAAGCUUGGAAGAUGUCUUGUUGAAAAUUGUAUACAUAGUUGACUUGUGCAUAGUCUUUUCUUCGGCCCCUGAUCUAGUAUUCUUGUAUUCACAUCCUAUUCUGUGAAGUGGAAAACAAGAGAAAACACAAUUUUUGCAUUAAAAAAGUCAAGUGAAUAAUAUGACUGGAAUGUGUCAUGCUGGGAGUUUUCAUUUGUGUUAUGUCUGUGCAAUGUGAAAUGUGGUAACAUCUUCAGUGUGGUAAGAAUACUUCAAUUUCUGUUCAGUUAAAUAUUCUUUUUUUGCCAAAAAUAGCUAUUGGUUCAGUUUGUAUAACAUUUAGAAUCGGCUGUGGGUUCCAUUCAUGCUGUGAAUUUUUAUAAAUGUUUAACAGAAUGUAUCUUUACAGCCAUUAAUUAAAAUAGCUGAGAUAGUUUUGCUUAAAACUCAAAUUCUAGAUGCCCCUUUAGUCCUUUACAAUGAAAUCAGAUAAUCUUGGACUCAGGUUUUCGAAGUUUUACACUCUGUGGAGGUGCUGAUGCAUGAAUAUUGGCAAGCGUCUAAUAUCCUAAUAGUUGUCAGUAUAUUGUUUAGAAAAUUCCUGCUAGUACAGCUAUUUUCAAGUACCUAUCUUGACCCCACCCAGCACUAAAGGCAGUUGGCUAAAGCUUUGAUUUAGUCUCUGAAGCAGUGUUUUCAGUGUGGGCUGUGCUAAGUAUCCACUAAAACUUCAGGAAUUCGUGAAAUAAUGGUGUGUUUGGGUAAGGUAAACAAUAUUGUGGAGCUAACUUGUUAAUGGCUGCUGCACUUAAGCUGUAACAGUGUGAAUGACAAGAGCUCUUUUUAAAAAGAGAGAAUUCCUUAAGAUAAAUGUUUGCAUUUCAAAAAUAUAUUUAGGCGUUUUUUGUCAAAGCAGGAAUAGUUACUGACUGACUUUGUUUUAUAAAAGGGAGUACUUAGAAGCAGAUAGAUCUACGCUGUUUGAAAUUAUUCUUUUUGGCUUUGCUUCACCAAGCAUCACAUCCUUUGUGGGAUUUCUGGCACAUGUUCUGAAUAUUCCCAAAGCAAAACCUUGGUUAUAUUUGUAUUGUUAAGUGUUGUUGCAGAUACAUAGAUAAGGCAACCUUUCAAAACACUCAACGCAUGCGAAAUAUUGAAGUAACUGAUGGUUCCUAAUGAAUUUUUCAAAUGAAAGGUAAAUAUGUUUGGGCUUUGUAGCACACACUAAAUCUUCUGAUUCCUUGUAUAGUAACACUUAAUUAAAACGGACAAGUGAAUUCUGUUCUUAGUACAAGGGCAUGCCAUACCAUGUCCACUGCUCAAAGAACAAAUGAGAAUGUGACAAUUUGAACAAGCAGCAUUAUAAUUUCCUUAUGGCUCUGUCCCAUACCUACUGAGGCAAUGUUAACUCCAGUUACUUGUCUUCCCAUGCAGUUUUUGCCUUUGCAUGCUAACUUUUUGUGUCUAAUGCAUAUUUAAACCAAUUCCAUUUUGUCAGAAAUUCAGGUAGGAGAAAACUUGAUGAACAGCUAUCCAUACCAUUUCCAAAAAUAAAACACCCUAGCUGACACUUACUCCCUUUGUUCUGUCACAUAUGUAAAUUGAGAUGACUUAUUAUUUGACAUAGUGAAGGUGAACUGUGUUUCAGAGCAACAGAUCCUGGAAAAUUAGUCUGGUCAGGCUCUGGGGGAGAUGAUGGCAAAAGUACUCUUCAGCAGAUCGUGGUAUCAGUUCAAUGGACGAUGAUCUUGGCUUAAAAGGGAAGCGUACUUCUCAUCAAGAAACAUUUUGACAACCACCAGCAAGCAAAAAAAAUAAGUGGCAGUGGGAGACCAUCUGCCAGUACAAGAAGAGUGUAGUGGCUUUUUUGGUAUUAUAAAAUUUAUCAUAGUUGAAUCUUUCUUCUGUUGCAUAUGUUCAGAGCAUGCUUAUAGAUUUGAAAACUAAUGAUUGCUCAUGAGAUGAAUACACAAAUGGUUCUUGGUCAAUAAAAGGGGCUAUGUACAAUUUUUGUCUAAAACGUUCCUGUUUCCUUCUCUGUGGAAGGAAAAUGAUCGUACACACAUCGUUGCAUCUUGUUCUGCUAUUGGUGGUGCACCUUUUGUACAGCAAAGUAUAUUGAAAUCCUUGGGGGGAAGCUCCCCUGUCUUUUCGCUGGCAUUUUAGUUGUGUGAAACUUUUUUAGGGUGUCUGGAAAACUAUAAAAUAGAACUGAGCUAUUACUUUUUUAUUUUUAUGAUGGAAGUGUAAGAAACUGCUGCUACCUAUCUGUUUAUAUGUAGUGUGUCUCAUUAGGAACUGUAAACCGAAGAAGUUUUUUUUCACCUUUAGUCCUGCCAAAUUGUAACUUUUGAAUGCUGGUCUGUGUAAAUAUGUGUGUAUUCCAAAUAUGUCUGAAAGUGUUACACCACAGGCAUCUCCAGUGAUUCGUUCUUCAGCAAACAGUCAGAUAUAAAAUAUAGUAAUAGAUAGCUGUGUUCCUUGUCUGUCGUUAUGCCAAUAUUUUUGCCUGAGGUGGUACUUGUGUGGCAGGUGAUGCUGGAAAGCUAUAUCCAAAGGAGGAUUUUUGGAAGCAAGUUCAUUUCCUCUUUUUUGCUUUCAUUUGCCUUUUCUCUUUUCCGUUGUUGGCUUUUUUAUUUUUUGUUGCUUACUUAAUGGCACUGAUCUUACCUGAACUUUUAAACUUGAAUUUUUCCUGCACUUUAAUUCAAUCAUGGUAUUUUAUUCCUUAAUUUUGUUUCUGCAUUUGUGCAGUUCAGGUUCAUUAUUUGUAUAUAAACACACAUGUUCAAUAAAGACUUUAGAACAGAUUACUUUCAGGCACAUUUGCUUAUUAUGUGACUAUCAUUUAGAAUGUGUGUUUUCUUAGCAAAAUAUGUAUAUACAAUAUAGACUCUAAUGAAAGGCACGUAUCCUGUGUCAGCAUUCAGUUUAUAAAUUACUGCAACACUGUCACAUUUGUUACUAGUUACUACAAUAAAAUCUGUUAUAUUUAUACAUACUGCUUAAGAAUAUACUUUUAGUUUUAAAUAAUUUUUAUAUGUACACUUCUACCUUUAAUUUUAAAAAGACUUAUGUUCAACUUUUAAGUCAAAGUACUUAAAGUAUGUAUAUUAUCCAUAGAAGAAGUUGUUUUAAGCUUAUGAAUACAUUCAUAUCUCAUAUGGAGAUGAUAAAAUUACUAAGCAAUGAAAACAAAUAGCCCAUUUUGCUUUACAGAAACAAUCAUACUUAUUUUUACAUCCCAUUUUGAACAUUCUUUAACAAUUCCCUAAGUAAGGAGAGGACAGAUCAUGCACUCAGAAAUCUAAUGUAAUGAAAAAGUUAUCUCAGUAACUGCAGUCUGUGGCCAACUGGUUUUCUAUGGGUUUAUUUUUUUUUUAGGUAUACACAUGAAAGAUAUUUUUCAGCUUUAUUUCUUGAACUCUUAAAAUUCCCCAAAACAAGUGAGGGUUAUCCAAUAAAUAGUUUCUUUGAGUUAUUAAUCCUUUCAUUUUCUUGAUGUAUUAAUCUUGAUUAUACAUCAGCUCUUUACAUGUAAAACAGGAAUUUUUUUUGUAUACCAAACAUGCAUGAGAAAACACUCAGCCUAUGGCUGAAGUGCCCUCUUCUUUCCUACCAUGCUUUAACAUAGGUGAGCACAGAUAGCAGCUGGGGUCUGGUGUGGGGGAAGGUGGGCAGCACCUUGCCUCACUCACUGAGUGGCAGGGUAACCUAUCAGUUGAACCUUUUCUCAUUCUAGCCAAUUUCUUGUAUAACUACAUGAAUCUUUUGGGGUGGAUGUUGGUAGUUUUGCUGUGACCACAAAAUCUUCAAAUACUUUGUAGACAGAAAUUAAUGCUGUUUGAGGGGAGGGAGGAAGUAAACAGAAAAAAAGGUGUGGUGUAGGUGAAAAGCUAAAUUAAGCCGGGCUAAUUUCUUCUUACAUGUGCUAAAAAGAUAUGCUGUAUAUCAUCUAAUUGAUUACUGUUUCAAAGCAGAUGAACGUAUGGUGCUUCUGGGUUCUUUUGCACCUUAAAGUUUAGGCUUGAAGAGAUGGAUGUUCAUUUUUUAAAAGAUAAAAAGGGGAAAAGAAGCAGAAAUAUAGAACAAUCAAAUGUCAGAUGUCAAUCAGUAUUUCUUUCAGUUUUCCAUGUAAAACAUACAAAACGUUUAAGUCAUACAACUGUAGGUUACUUUGACACUUGUUUUACCAGGCAAAUAGUAAUCAAAAGUUAAACUGUUUCAGUUGAAAACAUGUAAGGAGUUGUAUGUGGAUUACCACUACUAUUCAGUAAUAGGUGAUGCAAAGGGAGAGGGGUGGGAACAUGUUUUAAAUAUUCCCUUUUAAAAAAGAAUUGUAAAUAAGCAGUACUGUGUUAUUUUAGACCUGAGCUCUGCUGUCUGUAGUGGUUAGAACUAGGAAAACAUGCUGCUUUCUAGUUAUGCUACUGUUUCAUUGUACCAGCACCAUGGGGUGGGGGGAAAGGGUAAAACCAGUAAAUUUCUCUAACACUGCCCCAUUGUGGGUAAGCAUGCUUGAUGUGUAGCGGUUCCUGUUUAUGUAUCUCUUAGUGUGUAUGUGUGUUUUCUUUCUUUCUUUUUGUUCAUUGCAACUUACUCUUCAGUUACGUCUUGCUGAGCCCCACUAGCUCUUCUGAGGGUGAUUACUGGAAUAUGCAUUUUAGGUAGGGUUGCAAAUCCAUCUGUCUACAAAUAUAGUUUCAUAUGAACUGCAAACUGUACUGUUACAAACACAACUAUGUUAGAUUGCAUAGAGUUAUUUUACUUACAUGUACUUGAACUGAACUAUGUCAUCAUAACAAAGUUAAAAAAUUAAGUAUGGAAUAUUUUUGUAAAUAAAAAUACCUGUGCAGCUGGUAUUUUAAAUUUAAAAUGUAUUAUACAUUAAUGUUUCAGAAAAAAUGUUCAUAUAUGUGUAUAUGAAUGUGUCAUUAUGCUGAAGGGCUCUUGAUUGGGCAAAAUAAACUAUUCAAAUCUCUCCUGCAA
Melopsittacus undulatus (budgerigar) is the source of this 9087-nucleotide messenger RNA. It is a transcript of the gene STXBP5, whose product is annotated as syntaxin binding protein 5. The record is from RefSeq and is a predicted model, not a curated record. Gene Ontology annotation, cellular component: cytoplasm; plasma membrane; SNARE complex. The transcript is spliced from 28 exons. Gene Ontology annotation, molecular function: GTPase activator activity; syntaxin binding; myosin II binding. Lineage: Eukaryota; Metazoa; Chordata; Aves; Psittaciformes; Psittaculidae. Gene Ontology annotation, biological process: regulation of exocytosis; regulation of protein secretion. The coding region runs from base 105 to 3563 and encodes 1152 amino acids.